AUGAGCGCAGACGAAGGCGAGAAAUUCUUCUUUGAGGAUUGGUAUUUUGGGGAUGACAGUCGAGACUCAUCGGGUGAAUUGUCUGAGCGGGAUUUGUACCAUCGGAUUUGGAAUGGUACUGGGAGUAGCAGUGGCAACUUUAUUACGGAAUCCAAACCCGAAGAUAAAGAUGAGGAUGGAGAUGGAGAUGGAUAUGAAUACGACUACUCGCCUGCCCAAUUCAUCGCCCAAUCAUUCCCAUUCGAGCCCUCUUUCCCUCCACUUUCAGGCUCGACUUUGGUCUCAGCAUCAGACUCAGCAUUGGAUUCAGCAUCAGAAGCCCUCUCCCGUCUCGAAGCGCGGGAUUUCAAAUGCCCCACUGGUGCAUACAUCACAGUUAUCACCGUGACUGUCCAUUCCACGGUUAUGGUAUCGACAGUGACAUACUCGACAAGUCCAGAGCCGAGCACUGAAACAUCCUCCACCUCUUCGUCAAAAUCGUCUUCAACAUCGACGUCGAAAUCGAGCCAAACAACAGCAACCGAAACAACAGACAGUCUAGCUCCACCCGCUCGACCAACGAGCCUCUCGACAGCAACAAGCGCAGCUACCGGCGACGACAUCUGCCCCACGGGAUUUUACGCCUGUUCCGCCGUUUAUCACGGAGGUUGCUGUCGGACAGGCCGCAACUGCGAUACGACAUCUUGCCCAACUACAUCGUCUACAACUAUGACAUCGAACGGCGUGACGAUCGUCGUACCAGUUGCAACUGCAAUGGCGAACUCUGGGGGAAAUGGGAGCGGAAACCGCUGUGCCAAUGGCUGGUUUAGCUGUGCAGACACUGUAGGCGGGGGAUGUUGUCCUACAGGCUUUGCCUGUGGUGCUAGCUGUACUGCGACUGAGACUGCAUCUGCAACGACUGUUGCGAAGGAGCAGGCUACUAAUGGGGCGGAGACUGGACGGGGGAUGUCGAGGGUUCUGCUGGGAGUCUCCGAGCCUCCGCCCAUCAUGUCCGACGCUCCCCAGAAGCCCCUCCCCUUCGUCUACCAGUUUGCCGCCGGUGCGGUGGCUGGUGUAUCCGAGAUCUUGAUCAUGUACCCAUUGGACGUGAUCAAGACUCGAAUUCAACUCCAGACCAAGGCUGCUGUUGCCGGUGCUGAGCACUACAAUGGCAUGUUCGAUUGCUUCCGCAAGAUUGUCAAGCACGAGGGUGCCUCCCGUCUAUACCGCGGUAUCUCCGCCCCCAUUCUGAUGGAAGCCCCCAAGCGUGCGACCAAGUUCGCCGCCAACGACAGCUGGGGCAGCUUCUACCGCGGCCUGUUCGGUGUUGAGAAGCAGACCCAAGGCCUGGCCACCCUGACCGGAGCCACAGCCGGAGCCACCGAGGCCUUCGUCGUUGUUCCCUUCGAGCUGGUGAAGAUCCGUCUGCAGGACAAGGCGCAGGCGCACAAAUACAACGGCAUGUUCGAUGUCGUGAAGAAGAUCAUCGCCCAGGAAGGCCCCCUGGCCCUGUACAACGGUCUCGAGUCGACAAUGUGGCGCCACAUCCUCUGGAACGCCGGUUACUUCGGCUGUAUCUUCCAGGUCCGCGCUCAGCUGCCUGCCAUCGAGCCCGGCAACAAGAGCCAGCAGACCCGCAACGACCUCAUCGCCGGUACCAUCGGUGGUAUCACCGGUACCGUCCUCAACACCCCCAUGGAUGUUGUGAAGUCUCGUAUCCAGAACACCUCCAAGAUUGCCGGCCAGACCCCCAAGUACAACUGGGCCUGGCCUGCCAUCGGCACUGUCAUGAAGGAGGAGGGCUUCUCCGCCCUGUACAAGGGCUUCACUCCUAAGGUUCUCCGUCUUGGUCCCGGUGGUGGUAUCCUGCUCGUCGUCUUCACCGGUGUCAUGGACUUCUUCCGUGGCAUGCGUGGCGAGUAA
Molecule: messenger RNA, 1902 nt
Organism: Penicillium canescens
Lineage: Eukaryota; Fungi; Ascomycota; Eurotiomycetes; Eurotiales; Aspergillaceae
Exons: 7
Coding region: 1-1902 (633 amino acids)
Biological process (GO): transmembrane transport
Source: RefSeq, a predicted model, not a curated record